Molecule: messenger RNA, 735 nt
Organism: Medioppia subpectinata
Lineage: Eukaryota; Metazoa; Arthropoda; Arachnida; Sarcoptiformes; Oppiidae
Source: the annotation of a GenBank genome assembly
AUGUUAAAAUUGACGACGCUAACCGAUGAAAACGUUGCAUAUUUUACCUACCAACUGCUACGAGCACUAAAGUACAUACACUCGGCCAAUGUGUUGCAUCGGGACAUUAAACCGGAUAACAUUUUAGUAAACAGCAACGCAGAUCUCAAAGUUUGUGACUUUGGUCUAGCACGGGUGACCGAUCCCUUAAAAAGUGGCAGUCAAACUGUAUACGUGACCACCAGGUGGUACAGAGCGCCUGAAGUUAUGCUGACCGAAAGUUGCUAUAAUAAUUCAAUGGACGUGUGGUCUGUGGGUUGUGUGUUGGGAGAGAUGUUGUCCGGUAGGCCACUAUUUCCUGGUCAAAAUCAUUAUCUACAGGUUAAUUGCAUAUUAGAUGUUCUUGGUAGCGAGUUAGAUGUGAGCUGGAUUACUAACAAUUAUAUUCGCGCUUCGAUAAUCUCGCGACAACUAAUGGAUCAAGUUAAUUGGCCGGAUAAAUUUCCGAACGUAAACCUUCAAACCCUGAACCUAUUGGGAGGUUUGUUGACAUUUAAUCCUAAUUGUCGUAUUAGUGUUGAUCAAGCGUUAGAGCAUCCGUACCUCAAAACCUACUACGACCCGAACGAUCUGCCUGUUGUCCAAAAUCCACUGACAAUCUUUAAAAAGGUUGAUAAGGAUCUGUCGAUUGAACAGCUAAUACAGAUGAUUAUCAACCAUAUUAAUGAGUUUAAUGCUAUGCGAGAAUCUGUGUAA